Messenger RNA from Biomphalaria glabrata, 2099 nucleotides. RefSeq names its product glycoprotein-N-acetylgalactosamine 3-beta-galactosyltransferase 1-like. The transcript has 8 exons. Gene Ontology annotation, molecular function: N-acetylgalactosaminide beta-1,3-galactosyltransferase activity. The coding region runs from base 473 to 1462 and encodes 329 amino acids. Gene Ontology annotation, cellular component: membrane. The record is from RefSeq and is a predicted model, not a curated record. Lineage: Eukaryota; Metazoa; Mollusca; Gastropoda; Planorbidae.
GAUGUAAAGAGAUUCGUGGAUAGCAGCUGUCUCUUUUUCCAAUCCAGUCUAAUUUUGCUAUUUCUUGAAAAAGUGUUUUAGUCGAGGGCCAGUCCUGGUUUAUAAUUUCAUAAUCUGUCUACAUCACUCAGUGACUGGUGAGGCUUGAACCCGAAAUGUUCGGCUGCAUACUGGCCAUGCUAUAGUAAUUGGAUCAUGAUAUUAUCAUCUAGUUACAAUAAAGCUUCUAUUAACUUACACUGUCUGUCUGUUUGAUAUAUAAAAAAAUUGCUGUAAUUGUGGGUUUCUUCCCCAGUAAUUGGAUCUCUGCAAAGUGGCAACUCAAAUUUAUUUAGAUCUUCGUUGACGUGAAAGUGGCCAGGAUCCCUCACCCCCCCCAAAUAUUUUAUGUGUGGACGUCAUAACUGGAUAACCUCUUGAACAUAAUUAAAGCCAACUUAUUGCAUAUAUACGUCUUCACCAGUAUAUAGCCAUGAAAUUUCUUAGUGUACUUUGGACAAGACAGAAACGGCUAGCGUCCACUUGUCAGAUAUUUCUUCUCUUGUUCAACUUUGGGGCUAUUGUUUACUUCAUCGUUGCCUAUGCCAGCCCACGUGACGUCAUAGCCAUGAACAUCAAUCAAAAUUUGGAUCUACACACCAAUCAAACGCGAAAGACAACGACCAGAUCAAUAUUUAUAACGGACACAUUUAAUGACACAGUUGCUAAGACCCUAAAAGAGAAAGUUCGGGUUUUAAUCUGGGUCAUGACAUCACCAAGUACUCUCGACACCAGAGCCAAAGCUGUCAAUGACACAUGGGGCCCCAGAUGUAACAAGCUUUUAUUUUUCAGUUCGAAAGCAGAUUCGUCUUUCCCAGUCAUUGGACUGAACGUGUCAGAAGGACGAAGUCAUCUGACUGCUAAGUCUUCACAAGCCUGGAUGUAUAUCUACAAGAACCAUUUCAAUGAUGCCGAUUGGUUUAUGAAGGUUGAUGACGACUCGUAUGUGGUACUAGAAAAUCUUCGAUACUUCUUGUCUGACAAAAACUUCAGUGAAACGCAUUACUUUGGGCAUACCUUUAAGAGAGAAAACCUCACAUUCUACAGCGGAGGUUCUGGCUACGUGAUGAGUAAAGAGUCCCUGAGAGUGUUAAACGAAGUGGGCUAUGCCAAGAAACUCUGUGACGAGGAUGGCGAGUUUGAAGAUCUUAGAAUGUCGAAGUGUAUGAAACUGAUGGGCGUGCCUACAGUCAAUACAGUGGAUGACCAGGGACGAAACAGAUUCAACUGUCUCGCCAUGUACGCUCAUUUGGUUGGACUCUAUCCCCCCUGGUAUUAUGAGCUGGAUAUCAACGGAGCCAAGAAGGGUAAAGACAGCAUCAGCAACUACGCCAUCAGCUUCCACUACAACCAUCAUCAAGAGAUGUACAUCAUAGAUUUUGUACUUUAUAAUCUACAAACUUACGGGAUAACCCGGCACUAAAAAAAGUAACAAAAACUAAACCGACAACUACAAGAAUAUUUUUUCCAUCUCAAAUCGGAGAGUACAAAAUUACUGAAUAUAUUAACUUGUAACGUAACGGGAUUUCCCAUUUCGGGACUUCUAAAAAAUGGGAACCUUAUCGUUUGAAUUGUAAACAGAAAUACAGGAAAUUAUGUGUUUUCAUGUCUAGAGAUCUAAGUGAUAGUCACAGGCCUAUAUAUAUAUAUUUAUAGUUUUCAUAGGGACAAAGUCAGGGUUUUUACUAGUGUCUCAUUUUUCAAGAUACUUGAAGAUCAUAAAUGAUUACAAUGAUGUCAUAAGAAAACUUCGACUAUUUUCAUACGGUCUAUUGCUUAUGGUGCCGUAUGUCUAUAAUUAGCUUGAAAUUGUUAUCAGAGAAAUGUGCGCAUUACAAAUGGGUGAGGUAUACAUGCAUAAGAUAUCGUGAAAAGAGAGGAUUAAGUUACUGUAGAUUGAAACACUGAAUGACAAACAAUUAUUUGGAAUGUCAGGACACUGUGGCUAUACAGGCAACCAAAGUUCUUUCUCAUAUUCAAAAACGAAAAAUUCCCAGCCCCAUCUUUUCAUUUUGGCAGUCUUUCAUAAUUUAUUGUUUCCCUCCCCCCCCCCCCCCCCC